Cryptococcus deneoformans JEC21 is the source of this 1967-nucleotide messenger RNA. Its product is annotated as expressed protein. NCBI's taxonomy places the organism in Eukaryota, Fungi, Basidiomycota, Tremellomycetes, Tremellales, Cryptococcaceae. The transcript is spliced from 4 exons. Bases 27 to 842 code for a protein of 271 amino acids. The record is from RefSeq and is a predicted model, not a curated record. Gene Ontology annotation, molecular function: nucleic acid binding.
CUAACCCGACCUAAGACUAUUACAUCAUGGCCUAUCCUCGCUAUAACAACUACGAACAAGGUGUACCGCCAGUUCAACCAGCCGCUUAUUACUCUACGCCAUCCACUUCGGCGUUGCCGAGCAGAGAACCUUUGUCGCGAGAACCCCACCGCGUUCUUUUCGCUGGCCUGCCUCCCGAUAUCACUGCUAGUGAUUUACGCGACCUUCUCCUCUCAGAACCUCUGCAUCUCUCACCCCUCACAACAUCUGUUACGAGCCUUCACAGCGAAAAUGGAGAUUUUCAAGGGGUAAUGCUUGUGUAUGUGGAGACUGCUGAGGAUGCGGAAAGAAUCAGGGCUCAAUAUUCUGGGCAACCGAUUGAUGGAUCACUGGUGCUUCAAGUCCAUCACGUCCUUCCAUCGCAUGUAUCUCUCCCCCUAACGAACUCCGUCGCCCCUGCAAGACCUGCGAAUCAGCAAAGCAAGACAAUCCCCACAGGGCCCAAGGCUAGCUCAGGACCAACACAAACCAACCAGCAGGCGCAACGACACAGUGCUCAGAGAAAUAGCAUGUCUGGAAAGAAAGCGGCCGGUGCAAUGCAUGCGCAGGCUGAGAGUGCUCCCCCAGGUCUGGCGUUGCUGAAGAGGAUCGGAAAGGCGGGCCAAGAAGAUGAUAGGAGGAAGCAGCAGGGAGGUGCGAAUAAACAAAAAGCCAAUGUCAAGUCCCAUUCUGCUGGUGCGGAUCUUCUAUCGCGAUUAAACCCUUCUCCUGGGGAUCAUUCGAAGAAUAACAAGAAGAACAAGAAUACAAAAGCGUCGAACGGAAGCGCUAAAGUCAAUCGAGCCAAAGGAAAGGCCGCCUGAUGAUAAGAUAUAAAAAAGAAUAUUGGGAAAUCACAUGCGGGAAACGUAGUCAUGCGAAAUUAAUGUCUCACGGAAGGGAUGAAACCGUGUUCCAUGUACUGUGCUGCUCGCAAACCCAGAAACAGGCCCGGAUUGGUUGUCUGACUUCUGGUUAAUAAACAGAGCAUUCAUGGUGGAUGGCGGAUGUUUAUCUCAUUCUCCUCUAUUAUCCCUUGUACCGUCCCUUGUCGUGACAAGAGGAUGCAUCGUCGUCCUUAUUUGCAUUUUUCCCAUCGCCUUUGGCCAGUCAACUAUUUCCGACAGCGGCCAUCCGUCGGUCAUUGGCCAUUAUUAGUUACUGGGUCUCGAUUCUACAAUCCUUGUGGGCAAUUGUCGAGGAUCAACAAGCGUGUUUUAAAUUGGAUUCUUGGUUACUCCCCCACUAUCCAUCAAUCCACCCCAAACAGCUUACUAUCACACAGAGAUUAACAUGGAGGCUCAAAGGAGGGCGUCCCUAGGUGAUUCAGGAUAAGAGGGAAAUAUAAAAUAUUGAGACAUAAGUGGUAGCAAAGUUGGGCCAGGAAAAGCAGAUACAUUGCAUUACAACUAUGGCUAGGGCUACUACCUGGCGAUACACGGAUUAAUAAGAUCGAUGUCUGAGAAAUCCUUGGACGGGGGAAAGAAUCUCAAUCAACUAUCAAUAAGGACGAAACAAGACAUAUCAGCUUGGGGCUCUGCUUAGGAACACACCCUAACACGCCCUAGAGACAACGUACAUGAAGGUAUGCAGACUGACCAACCAACAAGUGCCCCCUCCUCCUCGAGGGUAACACUACUCCUUACGAAGCAACACAACAAAGAUUGCAGACCGCAGCAGCAGCUUCCACUCAAGAAGCGCCGAUCCUUUGCAGGGCAAGGCACGUAAUAUUAGGGGCGCUAUAAGACUGGAAGGGCAUUUAUGUUCAUUGUCAUUGAUCAAUAAUAGAGGGAGAGAUGAUGGAAAUAGACAGCUAACUAAUAAAGGGAAUUCAACUGGGGACAUCCUCCUUUUCUAUGUUUUAAUUUAUAGAGAAGGGAAUAACCAUGAUCUCUCGAACCAUGUUCUCGUUCUCUUCGGAGUGAAGUAUGUAUAUCAGGGUAGCAUCU